UGUAGCAUGCAGCAUGUAUACCGGAAGGACGUGCGAAGAGUGCUUGAAGAAUGUUUCUUGUCUGUGGUGUACAGCAAAUAACACCUGUCUGGACUAUCCUGUGAAGACGCUCUUUCCUCCCUCGUCUCUAUGUGCCCUGUCCAAUGCAAGAUGGGCAGCUUGCUGGAUAAACUUUGAAGCGCUGAUUAUCGCCAUGUCGGUGGUGCUGGGAGCGAUCCUUUUAAGUGUCUUUGUCUGCUGCUGUUACUGCUGCUACUGCAGGAAGAGUUCAAGAACCAGGCUACUGGAAGCAGAAGAGGAGAAUCUUAUCCGAGAGAGAGAAAAGAGGAAACAGGAAUCCCUCCAGAGGAAGAAUGAAAGGACCAUAAAACAUAAUGAGAUCCGGAAGAAAUAUGGUCUCCUUCAUGACAUGGAUCAUCCCUACAGCACGUUCGAUGAGUAAUUCAUGAGGAUAUCUUGCUUCACUCCGUCCUGGUGCAUGA
Nanorana parkeri is the source of this 482-nucleotide messenger RNA. RefSeq names its product pituitary tumor-transforming gene 1 protein-interacting protein-like. The transcript is spliced from 6 exons. Gene Ontology annotation, cellular component: nucleus; cytoplasm. Gene Ontology annotation, biological process: protein import into nucleus. The record is from RefSeq and is a predicted model, not a curated record. The coding region runs from base 14 to 442 and encodes 142 amino acids. Lineage: Eukaryota; Metazoa; Chordata; Amphibia; Anura; Dicroglossidae.